AUGCCUUCUUGGACGCUUGCUGCCAACACCGGCAAGAAAGUCCUGCAAGAGCAGUUCCAUUCCUUCAUGGAGCUCCACUUCGCCAGUCCGCAGCCAUGCGAUCCUUCCCAGCCGGACCCGCACCCGUUCCUCUCCCCGUUGCGCUUCCGGAUUCGACGUCACUGGCCUCCUGGAGUCGCCUACUACAAACCCUCCGAAAUGCGUGGACACCCUAUCUUCUCAGGCCACUUUGAGAAAUACGGUGAGCCGGUCUUCAUCGACUCGGAGACCAACUGCGUCUGGAGAGGCAGUCUGCGAGAUCUCAUUGACGUGGACUGGGCCACGGACCCGAGCGUGAUCGACGACGAGGAUAUCCCGGGGUUUCAGCAGCACAUCAAGACGAUGGCACUUGCGAAAAAGUACGGAACUGUUCUCUGGAUGGCACAAAAUGAGACCUACAUAUUCAAGGACGAUGACGGGGGCGAACGCCGGCUUGAGCUCCCCCCAAACGCCCACGUGACCAUGUAUUCCUGGAAAUCUGAAGAGAUUCCGAUGCCGUCUGAGGAUCGGAUCAUAAGGAUGCGUUGGGAAUAUGUGGGAACUGAGAUCGCGAGCUAG
Molecule: messenger RNA, 597 nt
Organism: Truncatella angustata
Lineage: Eukaryota; Fungi; Ascomycota; Sordariomycetes; Amphisphaeriales; Sporocadaceae
Exons: 1
Coding region: 1-597 (198 amino acids)
Source: RefSeq, a predicted model, not a curated record